GUUGGUUCGUGCCUCUUCCAUCCCUACGUUUAUCUCGCCUACGAGACUCCCGCAACUGAUCAAUUCCCCUGUUGUCGUCACAGAUCGCAUCGAGUAUGAAAAGCAAUUCGCCGUUCUGGAAGGCUAGGUCGGUGUCGCACAACCAGACAUCGUCCAGAAUCCCGGAGUCGAAUACCGUCGUUGGAGCUUCAUACUCCCAUGCCAAUAUCUCAGUAGGCCCACAACCACACGCUCGUCCACGAACACCACCUUCAGUGACUUCCACCAGUACCCCACAUGCUACCUUGUCUCCACACCGGCCGGGUUUAUGGGUCUCGUCGCCUCGUACCUCAUACUCUGGCAUCAUGAACGGAGGACUGGAAGCUUGGGAAAACUAUCGGGCAGACGAAGGAGAAGAGGAGGAAGAUGAAGAUGAGGAGGAGGAUGUAGCCUACGAUGAUGAUGAGGAUGAAUUUGGGCUCCCAAGCAUUACGAGCAUGCGGAGAAAACAAAAUCGGGCUACUGCUCUAGUUCAACCUAACACCGUGGACCCCGGGGGAGGGAUAGGGGAUCAUUUGACCCUUGGUGUUGGUCUUGGAAGCAACCGACAACGGGCAAAUAGCUCUGACAUUGCAGAAGAGCGUGGCGUGUCAAUUUACCCUACAGCAAAGAAGCCAGAGGGUAAAAUCCUACGCCCUCAGUAUAAGGAAAUUUUGAGAGACCCUGCGCAUGCUCUUAAUCUUAUUUAUCAUGCGCCACCACCAAAAAAUGCGUCGCCGAAAGAAAUGGACUUGUAUUCGAGUCGCAUCUCAAGGAUCAACAAAUUCAAGCGUCUGCUACAGACGAGCACUGUUCCUCUUGCGGAACUUAGAAACCUCGCGUGGUCAGGGGUCCCAGAAGAAGUGCGAGCAAUGACUUGGCAACUACUACUAGGGUACUUGCCGACAAACAGUGAACGGCGCAUUUCGACCCUUGAAAGGAAGCGCAAGGAAUACCUGGACGGGGUUCGACAGGCUUUUGAGCGAGGUCCUUCAACCUCCGGAAACCCGCCUUCGUCCGUUACAGGGCGAGGUAGAGGUUUAGAUGAAGCGGUCUGGCAUCAGAUUAGUAUAGAUGUUCCUCGCACCAGCCCCCACAUCCAACUCUACAGCUACGAGGCUACUCAACGCUCUCUAGAGAAGAUACUCUACGUCUGGGCUAUACGUCAUCCUGCCAGCGGUUAUGUCCAAGGCAUAAAUGACCUUGUGACCCCUUUCUGGCAAGUGUUUCUUGGACUUUACGUCACCGAUCUCAACGUCGAGGAAGGCAUGGAUCCAGGUCAAUUACCUCGGAGUGUGCUGGAUGCGGUGGAGGCGGACUCCUUCUGGUGUCUUACCAAACUCCUAGACGGAAUUCAGGACAAUUACAUCUAUGCUCAACCUGGGAUUCACAGGCAAGUCAGAGCACUGCGUGACUUGACCAUGCGCAUAGACUCUACGCUGGCCAAGCAUUUAGAGCAAGAGGGUGUGGAAUUCAUGCAAUUCAGUUUUCGAUGGAUGAACUGCCUCCUCAUGCGAGAAAUGAGCGUGCAAAAUACCAUAAGGAUGUGGGAUACGUAUAUGGCUGAAGAGCAGGGCUUCUCACGCUUCCACCUCUACGUAUGUGCGGCAUUUCUGGUGAAGUGGACAGAUCAAUUGGUGAAAAUGGACUUUCAGGAGAUUAUGAUGUUCCUGCAAGCCCUACCGACGAAGGGUUGGACUGAGAAGGAUAUUGAACUUUUGCUAAGUGAGGCCUACAUAUGGCAAAGUCUUUUUCAGGACUCUCGUGCCCAUCUUCGCCCGGCUGGAGAUCGGUCACCAGAGAAUGGCUUUCAAUGACGACUGUCGUGAAUCAUUAGAGAGAUCUUAUUUUCGCAUACACCAG
Molecule: messenger RNA, 1881 nt
Organism: Aspergillus japonicus CBS 114.51
Lineage: Eukaryota; Fungi; Ascomycota; Eurotiomycetes; Eurotiales; Aspergillaceae
Product: GTPase-activating protein GYP1
Exons: 6
Coding region: 96-1835 (579 amino acids)
Biological process (GO): activation of GTPase activity
Cellular component (GO): Golgi apparatus
Molecular function (GO): GTPase activator activity
Source: RefSeq, a predicted model, not a curated record